Molecule: messenger RNA, 964 nt
Organism: Rosa chinensis
Lineage: Eukaryota; Viridiplantae; Streptophyta; Magnoliopsida; Rosales; Rosaceae
Product: troponin T, slow skeletal muscle
Exons: 3
Coding region: 236-628 (130 amino acids)
Source: RefSeq, a predicted model, not a curated record
UGAGUCUGAGUCGUGGAGCAGAAAAGUAUUAGCAAUUUAGCAUAGCUAAAACCAAGCAAGCAUGGGAGCAGAACAACAAGAAUACCCAAAAAAUCCCAAGUAGGCUGCUGCUCCUGCUCCUGCUCCUGCGGUAGGGUUGUGCCGUUGCCGUACAAUUUUGUCCUUUUAUUCCUCCUAAGUCCUAACUUGUGAAACCUUAAUAAGGUUACUUCCCAAACCCCAUUGUUUGCCCACCAUGGAAAAAACGCAACAAGAACAAAACUUGGGUCAAGAAGAAGAUGAAGAAGAAGAAAAAGAAGAAGAGCCAUCCCAACAAGAAGAACCAGAACCAGAAGUAGAAGAAGCAGCUCCUCCUUCUGAUGAGCAACCACCCUCCACUCAAAUCGAUGAUCCUCCUGUUCCUGCUCCCCCAUUCGAUCCCAGCCGAAUGAUUGGCAUUAUUAGAAGGAAGUCCUUGAUCAAAGAGUUAGCUGCUAUGUACCAUGCUGAGUGCCUUUCAUACUGUCAAGAGCUUUUGGAGCUUCAACGGAAAGGGGAUGAGCCACUUAUUGACCUGAAACUUCCAGAGGAUUUGAAGAAGGAUGCAAUGCGGCCCCCCAAGCGCCUAAAGAAGAACGCUAGACACUAAUAGUCUGAUAUCGUUCCUUUGCAGCUUACUCUCUCAAAUCUGCAUGGCAAAUUGGCAACUUUCCUAUGUGGUUCCCAACUUCAGUUUGUCUGUGCAACAUUGGGACAGAAAUACCUUCAUCUUGUUAACUGUGAAUGUAUUUUAAGUAAAUUUUAGAAUGAUGCAAGUGCCCUGUUAUGGAUGCACAACUAGCGAUGUGUAAAAAUUUGGUAAACCACAAGGGAGCUUGCUUUUUGCCUAGUCAUGUAGGUUUGCUUCGCUUAUGGGAUUCAUAUUAUAUGUUCUGUGCAGCUGUUGUGAUGCCCUUCGAUUGUUAAUGAUUUUGUAUUAGCACUA